This is a messenger RNA of Stylonychia lemnae, 2469 nucleotides long. The record is from the annotation of a GenBank genome assembly. NCBI's taxonomy places the organism in Eukaryota, Ciliophora, Spirotrichea, Sporadotrichida, Oxytrichidae.
AUGUAAAAGAAAGAUAUUAGCCAGACCUCAGCCAUUAAGGCUAAGAUUACUAUAGUCAAUCAAAACCUCUCUUCAUUCUUUAUUGAGAACCUUCUCAAAGUCUUGAAUGUAGAUGUUCCAGUCAAGAAAUAAACUUCUGCUAACCCAGUUAACUCACUAGAUGUGACCAAUGUUAAGUUGCAAAUAGAAAAUGGCCCAACUAUUUAUGGUGAACUUAAUGUAGCAGAUUUCUUAGUUAGUUAACACAAUAAAACCCUUAGUUAAGCUGAUGUAGCAGGGGGUAAGCAAUUGCUAACUUUAGGAAAAGAUUUAUCUUUUGAUCACUGGGCUUAUUACCUUAAUGCUCAUCUUAAGGGAACUGUACAUGCCUUUUAGACAGAUAAGACUAAUGCUAUUAAAGAGUUGUUGAAGAAACAAUUAAAGGAAAUCAGUGAUAACCUAUAUGCUGAUCUGUUUGAGGAGGAUGGAAAGUUCUCGGGUCAAUCAGGUCUCUUCCUUCAAGUUCUGUUCUAUUCAUUCGUUCAACCAGUCCAACAACAAAACAACAAUGACAUCAAGAAAAAGAUGCCAGUAUUUAGAGAUCUCCAUAAACUUCCUACCUCUGAGGAAUACAAGGGAAGUGAACAAGAGAAGGCUGCUCCAAAGAAAAUUGUGAAUCAAAAAGAAGUCACGUAUUGUACAUCUGAUGCUAAAAUUAAAAGAGUUAACUUCCACAGAAACUUAGUGCCAAAUAAAGAAUAAAGAAACAUCUUAAUUACAUCUGCACUACCAUAUGUAAACAAUGUGCCUCAUUUGGGCAAUAUCAUCGGUUGUGUUCUAUCAGCUGAUGUAUUUGCCAGAUAUGCCAGACUUAUGGGAUACAACACCUUAUAUAUUUGUGGUACUGAUGAGUAUGGUACUGCAACUGAGACUAAAGCUCUAGAAGAGAAGAAAACUCCUAAAGAAAUAUGCGACCAUUACUUUGAAAUCCAUAAAAGAAUCUAUGAAUGGUUUGACUGUGAUUUUGAUCACUUUGGAAGAACCACCACUAAACAAUAAACUAAAAUCGCAUAAGAUAUCUUUAAGAGACUUCAUGAGAAUGGGUAUACCUAUGAGGAAAUUGUCGAUCAACAAUUCUGCCUUAAAUGUGAGAGAUUCUUGGCUGAUAGAUUAGUAGCAGGCACCUGUCCACUUUGCAAUUUCUAUGAUGCAAAAGGAGAUCAAUGUGAUGGAUGUGGAAAACUCUUGAAUGCCAAUGAACUUAUUGACCCUAAAUGUAAAGUAUGUGCUUCAACUCCAGAAAUAAGAUAAUCUCAGCAUAUUUUCAUUGAUCUAGCAAAGAUUCAACCUCAGCAUGAAGCUUGGUUUGAUAAAGCUCAUCUUAAGGGAUAAUGGGCCUCAAAUGCUAUCUAAUUCACAAAUGCUCUUCUUAAAGAGGGUUUAAAGGGAAGAUGUAUUACAAGAGACCUCAAAUGGGGAACCUCUGUGCCUCUAGAUGAAUAUUCCAACAAAGUAUUCUAUGUGUGGUUUGAUGCUCCAAUUGGUUAUCUCUCAAUCACUGCAAACUAUAAUGAAGAAAAUUGGGAAAAAUGGUGGUUAAAUAACGACGAUGUGCAACUCUAUCAGUUUAUGGGAAAGGACAACAUCACCUUCCAUACUGUAAUCUUCCCAUGCACAUUAGUUGGAACUCAUGAUCCAUACACUAUGCUUCAUCAUAUUGCAACUACUGAAUUCUUGAAUUAUGAAAUUGAUCCUUUGACCAAAAAGCCAAAGAAGUUCUCCAAAACUAGAUAAACUGGUGUGUUCGGAGAUGAUGCCAUCAAGACUGGAAUCCCCAGUGAAGUUUGGAGAUACUAUUUAUUGAUUAACAGACCAGAAUCUUAAGAUACAGUUUUCUUAUGGAAUGACCUCUAAGCUAAGAAUAACAAUGAACUUCUAGCCAAUCCAGGUAACUUCUCUAACAGACUGUUAAAGUUUGUUUAAAGUUCACUUAAUCAAAAGAUUCCUGAUUAUUCAGGUGAAAUUCAUGCAGAUGAUAGUAAAUUCAUUGAAGCUAUUUACUCAUAAUUCCAACUCUAUGUUGAACAGAUGGAACAUGUUAAAAUUAAGGAUGCUUUGAAGACCGUCAUGAAUUUCUCAAGUUUAUGCAAUGUGUACAUGUAAGAUAAUAAGCCAUGGGAUCUUAAGAAGUAAAACAAUAAUGAAAGAUGUAGCUAAGUCGUCAAUACUGCACUUAACGCUUUGAGACUACUUUGCUCUCUUUUUGAGCCGUUUAUGCCAAGCUUUUCUGCAAAAGUCUAUGAGUAGCUCAAUCAUGAAAGAACAGUGGAUGAUGAAACCGUAUUAGGUUAGAUUAAUGGUCACCCUGAGAGAAUACUUAAACUUCUCAAGGCAGGCCAUCAAAUUGGAGCACCUGCACCAAUCUUCAGAGAAAUCAGCAAUGAGGAGAUCGGAAGAUGGAGAAAAGAAUUUGGAGGUGGUAACCAAUGA